Molecule: messenger RNA, 11880 nt
Organism: Corythoichthys intestinalis (scribbled pipefish)
Lineage: Eukaryota; Metazoa; Chordata; Actinopteri; Syngnathiformes; Syngnathidae
Product: nectin-1-like
Exons: 11
Coding region: 505-2187 (560 amino acids)
Biological process (GO): heterophilic cell-cell adhesion; protein localization to cell junction; homophilic cell-cell adhesion
Cellular component (GO): adherens junction
Source: RefSeq, a predicted model, not a curated record
CGCCUGCCUGCCAGUCUCGGUCGGGAAGCAGCGAGUGCACACGACCGCAUCUGCGUGGAGCUCCGCGACGUCCAGCGUGAACCGACAACCUUCACUCCAGUAGAACAUUCCGGAUCGUUCCUAUUUCUUUCCCUCCUCCUACCGCGAGGAACUUCAGGCGCUCAGUCCAAGGGGAGGGGGACGCCGAAGUGUUUGGAAACUUAACCCCUUAGCCUGGCCGGCCAUCGAUCCAUAGACUUGGAUGGAGCUGCAGCAGAUCGCUUGACGCUCAACUCGCAAGAGAAGACUCGUUCCGUCAAAUUAAUGCUCGGCCACCGCCUCGAUCUCUAGUUUUCUCGUUGGCUUUGGAGGUAGCAGUCCAAUUCAGACCAGGGGACCCUCACUCUGCUUGCGUGUGUGGUUAUUUCUGCCCCCCUCCUUCUCAAGUGGGAUUUGCGCAAGUUGCAUGCCCGCUCUUUGUGCGCGGUUCUAACAGAGAAGACCCCUCGGGAGAACUGAGGUGCCAUGGCGCAGCUGUGUGCGGGAAUUUGCGUGCUCCUCCUGGCGCUGCACGUCCAAGGAAAUGAUGCAUCCCAAAGUACGGGCCCCGGUAGAGGUGCUCGCAGCCAGAUGGUUCAGAUGGACUCAAGCAAGUCCGGCUUUGUCGGCUCCCAGGUGGAGCUGCGCUGCAUUUUCAUCAACAGCAACCCGCCGGUGAAGAUCUCGCAGGUGACCUGGCAGAAGCUUCUCAACGGCACCAAGCAAAAUGUGGCCAUUGCCAACCCAGCACUGGGCGUCUCAGUGCUGCCGCCUUUCAAGGAGCGUGUCAGCUUCAAGCAGGCUGCCGUGCGCCACCGCACUCCAUCGCUGGAAGACACCACUAUCGUCUUCUCCAAUCUGCAGCUGUACGAUGAAGCGGCGUACAUCUGCGAGUACACAACCUUCCCGGCAGGCAACCGCGAGAACAUGGUCAACCUCACCGUUUUCGCUCGCCCAAUGACUCGCAUGACCCUGACCACACCCACCAUCGUGGCCCGAUCCCAGCGCCGCAAGAUGACGGUGGCCACGUGUGUGUCGGCCAACGGCAAGCCGCCCAGUAUCAUUAGGUGGGACACCAGGCUGAAGGGAGAAGCCACCUUCCAGGAGACGCGCAACCAGAAUGGCACGGUGACCGUGCGCAGCAACUAUGUCAUCGUGCCCGGCCGAGAGACACACAAGCAGAAGCUGACCUGCAUCGUCACUUACCGCAAUGAGAGGUUCACCGACAGUGUGGUGCUCAAUGUACAGUAUGAACCCGAGGUGAAGAUCGAAGGCUUCGACGCUAACUGGUACCUGAACCGCCAAAACGUGCAGUUGACCUGCCGGGCUGAUGCCAACCCACCUGUCACCAUCUACCAGUGGAAACUCUUGAACGGCUCACUCCCGAGCAACGUCGAGAUCAAGAACAACAGCCUGUUCUUCAAGGGCCCCGUCACCUACGACCUAGCUGGCACAUACGUGUGCGACGCCACCAACGGCAUCGGCACGCGCACCGGCAUUGUUGACGUCAACAUAACUGAGAAACCGAUGGCGCGGGGCCCUCCGGGCGGCGUUAUCGGAAUCCUCGGAGGCAUCGUGGCCAUCGGCCUCAUCAUCGGCGUGGCCGUCACCGUGGUCAUGGUUCACCGGCGCCAGCAGAAGACCCGUACGGAGACAGAUAAUGACCUCAUCGCCGUCGCCGCUGUCACUGACAGUUGCGUGACACAGGCUGCAGAGAAGCCAGAGUCCGCCACAAGGACCGACCUCCCGCCAGCUCACAAGCCCGCCCCGCCACCACCCAAGAAGAAGAACAGCGAUAUGAAGGGACACUUGACAUCUGAUGAUAUCCAGGUAGUGCAUCUGGAUAAAGACGAGGAGAUACAAAAACUUCCUCUCCAACCGCCGUAUUACGACAUGGCCCCCUCCGAGUCGACCCCCUUCACCGAUAAACUGGACUCUGGAAACCAUCCGGAAGAGCCGUUGAACCCGACCGAAUACAUGAGCCACCAGCGUGACUUGGAGCACCUACCCGAGUGUCAGCCCACCGCAAACCCAACCCACCCACCUGUCACCUUCCUGCCUCAGCACGCCUACGCCCAGCCGCCCUCCAACGAGCCCAUGUACUCCAACACCGGCUUCUCCGCCCCCGCCCCCCCACGAGCGACCUUCCCUAAAGAGCAAUCCGUGUGACUCCCCCGACCAUACUCGAUCACACCGCCGACCCCCCUCCAGUCCUGCUUAUUUCCAGCUUGCGUCGUUUUCUACUGUGUGAAAGAUAAGUUGACCGACUCUCGCGCUAGAUCGUUGUCACCGUUUCGUAGCCGAUAUUACUCGCUUGAUUACCUGUGAAGUGAAUGUUGGCUACACCGCAAAACUCUGCUUGAAAUAACAGAAAGGUCUGACUGCGGCCACGUCACUGCCACGUGGUCUAUAGCUAACCCUAUUUACAACCCUAACCUUAACCACGCCCUCGUUCCCCUGGCACGUGGUCUAUAGCAAACCCUAUUCGUAACCCUAACCUCAACCACGCACCCGUCAACGAGGUGUCUACCGGAAGCUAGCGAAAGCUUGUUGGACAAUGAUUUUCGAGCACAAGAAUAAAUUUGGGAGAUGUUUAGGAAUACAUUUAUGAAACGGAGUUAAAAUUUAAAAAAAAAAAUCUUAGAAACCAAUUCCAAUCUGCUAGAAAUGACAUGCUCGGGCUCUAUUUCCGACCACGUGAUCAGAUCGAGGACAUCCCUAGUUAAGCUCUCAUGGGGCUUCAAGCAAGAAAUUCCUGGGGACCCCAACCCACCUGUGUGCGUCACAAAAUGUGGUUUUCGCACAGAUUAAUGCACAUUAAAUAUGAAAACAAUUAGGCCACAUCAAAAGGAAAAAGUUGAAAAAGGAAUAAGUUACAGAAAAUAAUAUAUUAAUAAAUACUGUAGCACUUGCAAAAAAUGGCAGCGGAAUGUUGCUUCAGUAAAUCAGCACAAGAGUCUAGCUCACUUUUCGCUCUUAAUUUUUCUCCGGAUCCACCCAGGUCAUGCUAAAUUGAUUAAAAGUAUUGAAUAGUAUUAAUAAAUAAUGUCAAAUAAAUUAAUAAACUAAACUUCCACACGUAAAAUUACACACUUAAGCCCCAUAAGGGGGAUUUGCUACUGAGGUGUCAUUUUGAAUGGCCAAUUCUUGCCGUUUUUAUGGAGUACAUUUUGGGAGCCCCUUUUUUCGCCGGGCCCAAGCAACCGCAUGGCUUGCCUGUAUGCUAGCCCCGCCUCUGCGCAUUAACAUUGCUCUGUUGUGUUGUGUUUUAGGAGCGUGAUUGUUAGCCCUUUGUUGCGACGUGUGCACCCGUCUUGCAAGCCGCAGACAGAUACACUUGUAAAAUACGCAACACAUGAAUUCAUUGAAUUGAAAUGAGCUGUCACUACAUCAGUUGAAUUACACUUGGUAAAAUUUCUAAAAUAUAUUUAACUUGGCAAAACUAAAAAUUAAAAAAAAAAAAAAAACACCAGUGUCUUAAAAGUAGUUACUAAAGUACUAGUUAGUAAAUGUAUGUGCUUUAUUACAUUUAAAUUCAGUAUUGUGCAGAAAAAUAAUCUCAAGGAUUGGUUUAUUUAGUUCAUGAACAUCUCAUAGUCAAAUGUUAUUUUCAUGUUUGGACAUUUUUUUUUUUGUUUUAACUCUGGUGAUAAGGGUCUGAAAAAGUCCCUCUACUAAUAUAAUAACUUUAUUAACUUAUUGGCUGCCAUUAAAGGCGAUUCAAGAUGCCAUAGACGUCCAAUCAUGUGGCUGUUUUCAUUCUUUUGCUGUGAAUUUGAGUGAGCUCAUCACUAGUAGACAUCCAAUCCACUUCAUAUUAUUUGGAUAUCUAGCACCGUCAAUGGCAGCAAAUGAGUUAAGAAGAACUAGUAUACCGUGAAAGAGCUACUCAGGUACUGAAUAACUUUGGAUUAAAUUCAUUUCAAAUCCAAGCAUGAACGUCAGUGGGACAAACAUAUCAAACGGGAAUAGAAUUUCAUGUCAAUUUGCAAAUUCGCACACGUUCUUACAUUGCUGAACAAUAUCACUUCAAUUGUAACUUGGGCUGCAGCUAUUGAUUUUUUUAGGUAAUCGAUUAAUCUAUCAAUUAGUUUGAAUAAUUGAGUAAUCGGAUUAUGAACAUUUAAUGCGUUGUAGAAUAAAUUUUAGCGUAUGUAAAACAAGGAAGUGUUUAUGCUUGCAAUAAUAUUUGUUUGGGCUUGCUAAGUUUACACUUUCAAAAGAGCAUUAAAUGCAAAUAAAAAAUUCCUCAGUGUUUCUUCAAACUUGAUGGAUUUGCACUUCCAUUUCAAAAGAGCAAUAUUUGUAGUUAAAAUUAAAUUCAUCAACAACAUUCCUCAAAUGAUAUCAAAUAAAAUUAAAAAAAAAAAUAUAUAUAUAUAUAUAUAUAUUAGUAUAUACACUACCGUUAAAAUUUUGGGGUCUAAGCGACCCCAAACUUUUGAACCGUAGUGUAUCGUAUGGGAUUUUUCAUUAUGUACACUACGGUUCAAAAACACCAAGUGGCUUGAAGUUUCGCUCUGAGCCCCCCAAUUUGGUCAAAUUUCAAAAUUGUCCUAUAUGCAUGUAUAAUACAUCAUUGGAAAUCUUAAAAGCUCUGUUUUCUGGUGGAAGAGAAAAUGUGAGCAGGAGGGCAUUUUAAAAGAAAAAAUAAACCCUAAACCUUAACUCAAGGUGAGAGCAUGAGAGAGCGUAAUUCAAGACACCAUGAUUUUAACGAGAUAUUAUCGAGUACUUACCUUAUUUCGAUCCAAAAACUCCGUGUAAAAACUCCGUGUAGCAUGUAUCACUAAGUGUCAAGACACAGCUGUGAAUGGCCACAGCCGGACUUUUUGGAGAUUUUAUGGGUGAAACACGGUAAUAUUACAAGGGUCACAAUGCAGAAAUCGCAGACAUCAAGGAGUGGUCAAGAUUUUCUUAUUCAAAUAUUUACCCUCUUAAACUUUUUUUUUUUUUUUUUUUUUUUUUUUUUUUUUUUAAAUUUUCUUUGUUUGAAUCGGUUAUUUAGCAUCUAAAAUAUCAGGGAAAAUAUGACAGUAACAAUAAAUAAAUAAAACUAAGGGAUAGUUUUGAGGUAGAUAUCUUUGACCUAUUCACAGACACUAUUUUUUUCCCAUUGUGACGUAAUUUGUUUAAAAGUUUAAAAUAUGCGCGGGAAUAAUUUUUCAAAUUGUUUUUUUUUUUUUUUUUUUAACUAAAAAUUAGACAUCAAUAAAUUAUUCAAAGCUAAAUUGAUAGACAUUUCGAAUAAUAAAUGUAAAACUUACCUACUUUUUUAUGGCUGGGAACUAAAGUGGUUGCACGGUGUCUGUAAACGGGGGUCUCCAGGGUAAAACAGACAAAUUAAAAAUAAUUCAGGGGCUUAAUGCGCCAUGAAACUGUUAUGGCAUUAUAUAGCACACAUUCUUCUAUCAAACAUAACAGUUCUUUUGGCUUAAAAUACAGCAGUUUAUUUUAGAGGGGUGCAAAAGAAAAAACUGCUUUUUGAGCCUUGUCUGUGUUUUCCGCUAUAUAUAAAUGAGGAUCUAAGCACAACAAAAGAACAAUUGGCUAACUUGCAUAGCAAAAGUCCGCUAGCUUAAAUCUUAUAAAAUAUGAAGUUUUUUUGUUGUUUUUUUACAAUGCCCUUAACAAAUCGUUCGAACACAUAUUCCCACAACAAAACUGCAAAACUAAAUAACCAAUGAAUAAACGAACAUGUUAGCUCAAACAAAAACAUACCUUAUGUUGGUCUUAACAGGGAGCAGCUGAAUUCAGCCAUGUUAGACGAGCUAUGGCGUCUUCACUGUUACCACUAGAUAGCAGCAUAUCCACGCAAAUCAAUAAAACUAAAUGCAAACACUUUCAAAACAACUUUCAAAAUUUGAUUCGAAGAUUUUUUCUAAUCGAAUUACUCGAGUAAAUCGAUUAAUCGUUGCAGCACUGGUUGUAGCAAUCAUUCAAUAUUUCUAAAAUAACAGCAACCAUUGUAAAUUCAGCCACAAAAAAUAUCUUAACUGAAGACUAUCACUCAAAAACACCACACAAACAAGAAAUAUUUGGCAGAUUUAAAAAAAAAAAAAGUGUAGUGCAGUGUAGCCCCGCCCAUCCAGCUGUUUUCAGCAUGUUAUUGUCUUGUACCAACAAGUCUUAUAUCUUGACACUUCACCUACUUGUUGACACUUUUUCGUAGCCACCGUUUUUUCCCUCUUUGCCUUUCAGAGUUCUUGCCUGCUUGAUCCCGAAUGUCGACUCGCAUGAAAAAAAUAGGAUUUAAAUAAUGAUGGGGGGAAAAUCGGGAAUUCAGCGUACAUUUCUGAAGUUACCGUAUUUAUACUCAAAAGAAGCAGGUCUGUACUGAUAUAAGGAUAAUCAUACAGUGGGGCAAAUAAGUAUUUAGUCAACCACCAAUUGUGCAAGUUCUCCUACUUGAAAAGAUUAAAGAGGCCUGUAAUUGUCAACAUGGGUAAACCUCAACAAUGAGAGAUAGAAUGUAGAAAAAAAAGCCAGAAAAUCACUUUUUUUUUUAAAAGAAUUUAUUUAAACAAAUUAGAGUGGAAAAUAAGUAUUUGGUCACCUACAGACAAGCAAGAUUUCUGGCUGUCAAAGAUGUCUAACUUCUUCUAAUGAGGCUCCACUCGUUACCUGUAUUAAUGGCACCUGUUUUAACUCAUUAUCAGUAUAAAAGACACCUGUCCACAACCUCAGUGAGUCACACUCCAAACUCCACUAUGGCCAAGACCAAAGAGUUGUCGAAGGACACCAGAGACAAAAUUGUAGACCUGCACCAGGCUGGGAAGACUGAAUCUGCAAUAGGUAAAACGGUUGGUGUAAAGAAAUCAACUGUGGGAGCAAGUAUUAGAAAAUUGAAGACAUACAAGAACACUGAUGAUCUCCCUCGAUCUCGGGCUCCGUGCAAGAUCUCACCCCGUGGCGUCAAAAUGAUAACAAGAACUGUGAGCAAAAAUCCCAGAACCACGCAGGGGGACCUAGUGAAUGACCUACAGAGAGCUGGGACCACAGUAACAAAGGCUACUAUCAGUAACACAAUGCGCCGCCAGGGACUCAAAUCCUGCAAUGCCAGAAGUGUCCCACUGCUGAAAAAAGUACAGGCCCGUCUGCGGUUCGCUAGAGAGCAUUUGGAUGAUCCAGAAGAGAACUGGGAGAAUGUGUUAUGGUGAGAUGAAACUAAAAUAGAAUUUUUGGGGAGAAACACAGGUUCUCAUGUUUGGAGGAGAAAGAAUACUGAAUUGCAUCCGAAGAACACCAUACCCACUGUGAAGCAUGGGGGUGGAAACAUCAUGAUUUGGGCCUGUUUUCCUGCAAAGGGACCAGGACGACUGAUGUGUGUAAAUGAAAGAAUCAAUGGGGCCAUGUAUCGAGAGAUUUUGAGUAAAAGUCUCCUUCCAUCAGUAAGGCCAUUGAAGAUGAGACGUGGCUGGGUCUUUCAGCAUGACAAUGAUCCUAAACACACAGCCAGGGCAACAAAGGAGUGGCUUUGUAAGAAGCAUUUCAAGGUCCUGGAGUGGCCUAGCCAGUCUCCAAAUCUCAACCCCAUAGAAAAUCUGUGGAGGGAGUUGAAAGUCCGUGUUGCCCAACGACAGCCCCAAAACAUCACUGCUCUAGAGAGGAUCUGCAUGGAGUAAUGGGCCUAAAUACCAGCAACAGUGUGUGAAAAGCUUGUGAAGAGUUAAGGAAAACGUUUGGCCUCACACAGAAAUACACACGGUCCCAGGCUUCAACUGGGACCGUGUGUUUUGGUCAGAUGAGACCAAGAUUGAGCUUUUUGGCAACAAACACUCUAAGGCUACGUUCAUACUACAGGUCUUAAUGCACGAAUCCAAUUUUUUCGUGUUUUUCCGACUCGAGUGAGGCAUUAACUUGACGGUCUGAACGUGACGAGUCGCAUAGAACUGGACCAUUUCAAAUCCGAUCUGGGUCACUUUCGUAUGUGGUUCAAAUCCGAUCUGGGCCACAUUUUUCCAGACUGUCGCGGCGGUCUGUACUGUCCACUCUCCCAAAUCGGAUUUCAUGCAGCAAUUACGUCAUCAAAUAGCGAGAGAGACGCUUACCGUAGCGGUGCUGCUGUGCGUUAUUAGCGCCUAGCUUGCAGUGAACACGGCUUUUGGGAAGGGCUGGGCUUGACAACAGUCAUUAAAAAAUAAAAAUGGCUUGAGGAUAAGCCUGAGAAUGCUCAGUUUUCUCUCUGCUCCAAGUGAGCAAUAUUUCAACAUUGCCUACACGGCCGAGGUCGGGGCAAACUGCCCGUAUGUGUGUGUGACGUGCACGGACCGUGCGUGCAUGCUAUCGAUCCAUAUAAACUUUGAAUAUAAGCCUAAAUGGGGAUUAUUUAUGUCUGUUAUUUGUGUCCUCCUUUUGAAAAGCAAAAUAUGAUAUCCCUGGAAUGACGGAUGACGUGUGUAAUUUGUUUUGAUGCUUCUGCACAUGCGGGUCGUCUUGCUCAGCGCGUGUCAGACUGCGAAUUAGUGCGCAUGCGUAAUACUUGAAUGGUCUCAAUGGACAAAGGUAGUCUGAACGGGCACGCCAAAAAAACAGAUAUGACAAAAAAUCGGAUUCGUGCAUUAAGACCUGUAGUAUGAACGUAGCCUAAGUGGGUCUGGCGUGCCACGGAAGAUGCGCAUGCUGAAAAGCACCUCAUACCCACUGUGAAGUAUGGGGGUGGGUCAGUGAUGCUGUGGGGCUGUUUCGCUUCCAAAGGCCCUGGGAACCUUGUUAGGGUGCAUGGCAUCAUGAAUGCUUUGAAAUACCAGGACAUUUUAAAUCAAAAUUUGUUGCCCUCUGCCCGAAAGCUGAAGAUGGGUCGUCACUGGGUCUUUCAGCAAGACAAUGACCCUAAACAUAUGGCCAAAUCUACACAGAAAUGGUUCAGCAGACACAAAAUCAAGCUCCUCCCAUGGCCAUCUCAGUCCCCAGACCUUGUUUUGUUGGCAAAAGGGGGUUGUACAAAGUAUUAACACCAGGGGUGCUAAUAAUUGUGACACACAUUAUUUGAUGUCAAAUAAGUUUUUCUUUAUGUCGGAUUUUUUUCCCCACUGAAUGAAUGCACUUGUAUUGAAGGUUGGAUUUUUCUCUUUUUUCCAUGAAGGUCCCAUAUUAUUUGAAUGAAAAAAAAAAUUAUUAGAAGCUAAAAAACACAUCUUUUUCAGGGGUGCCAAUAAUUAUGGAGGGCACUGUACUUAUUUGUGGUUGACUAAAUACUAAUUCGCCCCAAUGUAUGUGGGAAAAUGGGUUUAAAUUGAACGUUUCCUUGUCAACCAUCUCUCUAUUAUUAAUUUUCACCUAAACCUACUCGUAAUAACAUUUCAAUAACAAGAUAUAAUCCCUGAUAAAGAUGCUUUUUGUUGAUGAAAAAAAAUCGGACACCACGGAAAUAUGUUGACAUGGAAACUGGCUUUUAAGAAGAAAUAUCAAACAAUAUAUUAUUUUGCCUUGAUGUUGGCUGUUUCACUUAGGCUCUUGCAGCAGUCAUGAGCAUUUCAUGAAAACUUGUGUCACGGUGAACCCGACUGUCGCGAGACUGUUUUUGACGGACGUUCGGGCUCGUUAGAGGUGAAUGUCAACAUGUUUAGUUGCAAAGAAACACACACGUAAAAGACUGAUAAAAAGGGCUUGCGAUGCGUGAGAAUCCUUUUGUGUUUCUCUAAUUCCAUCUGCCCAAGUGUUAUUUUGUUUAUGUAAAUACAUAUUUUCUAGUAGUAGCUGCCAAAGACACAUUAAACCAUCUCCAAUAUUCAAAGUAAAGUAUCACCGAUACUUAAGAUCUAAUGUGAUCUUUCAUUUUCUCGAGACAAUCACUCUCAUCCUGACUUGUAACAAACUCUGUUAUUUUAGGUGCAUAUUUUAUAUAUCAAAACAAUGAUGACCUUUAAGAAAAUGUAUUGCUGCCACACCAGAACGAAAAGCUCAAUAUCCAUGUUUUAGCAUGAUAAAUACCGCGUAGAAAUGUGGUCAAUUUAACAUUGUAUCAUGAUAAGUGUCACGUGAAAACGCGCUGAAUUAACAUGAUUGCUUAUCAGAAUUAAAACUCAUUCAUUGAAUGGGUUUAGUAGAAUCAACUUGUACGUUAGUAAUUCUCGUAAUUUCCCACUGAAAGUUUACAAUACUGUAAAUUUCCUGGAAAUUGCGAGGCCCAUUGUAGAUUCUGCCAUCUUGUUGAAGAGCAUUUAAGUGUCUAGACUAUCAUGAUAUGUCACAGUUAGAAAUAUAUUUGAUGAUUUCUGGCAGCACACCUGACGAUCUGUCUCCAAACAAUAUGGUUGGGAAUCAUCUGUCCAAUGAAGUCUGGUUUCCACCGAACAGUUCGGUUCAGUUAGGUAGGCCUACACAAUAUUUGGAUUUUUUUGUGUGUGUUUCAAUUGUGAAAAAUCACCAUGAGUAGUUCCUAAAAAAGUUGCGUUUUAAGACAACCAAGCUACAAAAUGUUCGAAUCAGCAACUUUGCUCAGUUGUUAGCAUCAUUUGCAGUCCUAGUUGUAGUCCUUAGUGGUUGUCAGAAAAAUGGCGUUAAAAAAAAUACUAAAAAGUUAAAAAUCGUCAUAGUACAAUUGUUUUUUCAUUAUCAACAUUUGCAGCAUUAGAAAAAAAAAAUACAAUCAUGAAAACAUAUUAGCGAUAUUUAAAGCACUAGUAAAAUAUAAGAUAUUUUGUUAAAAUUUCAUGUUAUCGUCUGUUAGCAUUUACGAAAAAAAGAAAAAUCUGAAUGGCAUACUGUAGAAAUCUGUGAAAUCUAGCAGACGACUAAAACGAUAUUUCCUUAAAAUGCCACGUUGUCUGUCAGCAUUUACUAAUAAAACAUGGUAUUUGACAAAGAUUUCCUAUUAGCGGUUGUCAGAAUUUACAGAAGAAGAAAAAUGUGAAAAGCAUACUGUAGUAGUGACAUCCAGCAGAGUAUUAAAAUGUACGGUCUUUCGCUAAGAUUUCACGAUAUCCUCUUUCAGCAUUAAAGAAAAAAAAAAUCUAAAAGGCAUAGUGACAUCUAAAGCAGUGGUCCCCAACCUUUUUUGCACCACAGACCGGUUUUCACAGACUGGCAAUUUAUGGCAGAAAAUUACAGUGUAUAUAAAAUACCACGACUGGGCUAAAAACACACAUUAAUUGCAGGUAAAAACUUACUCACCAUACGCUGAAUCAACCUUUUUUUAACAGCGGCCUCUCCUAAAACUGGGCGCCAAAUACCCUUGGUAGCAGGCAUAAUGAGUUCUUCUCCAAUUGUUAAAGGUUUCUUGGCUUUAGCAAUAGGGUUCGCCACGAUGUAUGAUACUCUCAAUGCUCUCACUUUUGUUGCUACCCAGAUGGACUUAAUUGUAGGCUCCUUUUCUGGAUCAGCAAGUAGCCUUUUCCCGGUAAAAAAAAAAAAAACUGUCCAAAGACGUCUGUUUUUCAGUCAUCUUCGCUAAUGUGUUAGCUUAAUAUUUCCGGGAACAAAUCUGAUGCACCUACGUCAUUAUUGAGGACAAGCGCACGUAGAUAGCAAAUCUAAGCAAAAGGACAAGAAGUACCCCAUCUGCCAUUGCUAAAGUGUGCCGCCAGCAGCACACACAACAGCAGCUAACGUGACUGUUUACAUCGACUUGACGCUGGGCUGCUCUAGAUGUGUAAACACCUCAGUAAUGGUGGCCAACCACUAGAGGGAGGCGUACACAAAUCUCUACUCGGAUAAGUCAAUACAGGCAUACAGUGAGGAGCAGAAAUACAGUGGGGUAAAUAAGUAUUUAGUCAACCACUAAUUGUGCAAGUUCUCCCACUUGAAAAUAUUAGAGAGGCCUGUAAUUGUCAACAUGGGUAAACCUCAACCAUGAGAAACAGAAUGUGGGAAAAAAAAAACAGAAAAUCACAUUGUUUGAUUUUUAAAGAAUUUAUUUGC